CCUCUUCUUCUUCUCGACACUCGUCUCUGUAACUGAGACCCAAAGCCCUAACCUCGUUUUUCAUCUUCUCUAAAUCUCGCAAGAUCUAAAGAGAUAAUUCCAUGGAGGAACAGAGAGAGGAAAGUGAUUUUUUUGGUGAUUUCAGAGAGCCCAUGGAAGAAGCUGGUAAUGGGAGAGUUUUAUCUUCUAAAACUGAAACCCUAGCUGAGGAAGCCACUACGGUUGAGGCUUCCGAUUCAGGUGUUUGCGAUGUUGAUGCGCCUGAUGCAAACUCAGAUGAUGGAGGUUCAGCUAAUGAAGAUGGCAAUACGGGUAAUUCGGUUUCUGUUGAAAAACAUGUGAAAGCUGAUGUUGGAAGUGUUGAGGCUAAAGAUAACGUUGAGAAGAUAGUUAGCCCUGAUGAUUUUGAGACGACUGAAGUUGAGAGAAAUAACAUGGAAUGUGACGUAGAGGCAGGAGAGGAGGAGAGUCAGGAGACUGUAACCUCUGCUGGAGACGAAGUGAGUGAUGAGAAGCCAAACAGUGGUGCUAGUGAUGCCGAACCAAACGUUCAAACUGAAAAUUCCCAGCAGAGCUCAGUUGAUGGUGAGACGCUUUCUGACGGGAAGAAAGAACCAACAGAGAAAAGCGAGGAGGAUAAUGACAAAAUGGAUGUUCAUAGCAAACAGGCAAAGGAAGAACAUGAACAGGAAAAUGUGGGAGCUGAGACAACAGAUGUUAAGCAUUCAGAAUCUGCACAAGUUCCAGAGGAGUAUACACAAUUAAGCAAAGGGGAAACGGGCGAAGAAAUAACCAAUGUUAACCAAAAAGAAGAAAAUGGAGAAGCCAUGGAAAUCGAUUAUGCGGCAGAGGAACUGGUGGAAAAUGAUGUUAAAGUAGGUGGCACUUUGGAUAAUACUGGAAAUGAAUCUGCUGGUGCAAGUGUGGUACAAACCCGAGAUAUCCAGAUAGCUGAAGCUGACGGGAGUGAUUUUAAUGUAGCAAAGGAAAUGGAAAUUGAUGAUCGGCAAGAAAAUGUUGAUAUGGCAACUGAUCUUAGCGGAACAAUCGAACCUUCUGAUUCAGCAGAUCCAAACAGUCCCUCUGAAGAUGCUGCUACAGGUGAAGUUGAACCAGUGGAUCAGAAUGCUCUUUUUGAUCCAAGUUCUGAUAUUACCAACUUUAUUGAUUUCAGUGGUGUAUCAUGUUGGUCAGGAAAUAUACAAGACCUUAAAGAGAAGGAUCAUGAAUGCUUAAAUAAGAAAGCAGUAGAUCAACAAGAAGCUCCAAGUAUUGAACCAAACCAAAAGGAAGAUACAGAUAUGGAAGAAAAUCCAAUCACUUCUGAUUAUGCUGAUGAUAGAGCCGAUUCUGAUAUUAGAACCAAUGGUGUGAAACGAAAGGCUGAUGUCCUGAGUGAGGGUUCACUAGGAGAAGGUAGGAAGACUGUUUCAUUUGCGAAGGUGUCUUUUGUCCAAAGGCCGUCCUUUAAGAUCGGUGCAUCCAUAGCCAAAGCUGCUAGUCAGAUGGCAGGAACUCCUUCAGCUUUGAAGGGUGGUAACCUUGAUGAUGAAACUCUUGCUGUUGAGAGUUUUGUAUCCCAGCUUCACUGUGCAGCAACAGACCCUGAUAAAGAGAACGUUGUAUCUGAAAUUGCUGCUGGCUUUCUCUUAGAUUUCCGAAACUCAACGGCUUCGCAGCAAAUCACCCCAGAAAUGGUAAGCAAGAAAAGAGGUAGACCAUCCAAUUCUACUGUAGGAGGAACCGAAGCAUUUGAUUUUGAGGAAAUGGGGGACACAUACUGGACUGACAGGGUGAUCCAUAAUGGUGGUGAAGAGCAAACUCCACCUACUGAGAAAAGAAACUAUCAAGUUGUGCCAGUUGAGUUGAAACCUGCUCAGGUUAAAAGGACUCGUCGACCAUACAGAAGACGACAGUCUCAGAUCAGUGUUCCUCUUCCAUCAGACUCAGACAAACCGGCAAACUUUGAUGAGAAUGCACCAGCUGAGCUUAUAAUGAACUUCUCAGAAACAGAUACAAUACCUCCUGAGAAGAGCCUGAGUAAAAUGUUCAGGUGUUUUGGACCAAUAAGGGAGUCGCAGACAGAAGUAGACAAGGAGAAUAACCGUGCUAGGGUAGUCUAUAGAAAGAGUCGUGAUGCCCAGGUCGCUUACAACAGCGCAGGAAGGUUCAGUAUCUUUGGGACGAAGGCUGUGAAUUACGAGCUAAGCUUUACAAUCACUGAAACAUUCAAAGUUCAGCCUUAUGUUGUGUCAUUAGGCGAGGAGGAAGUAGCACUAUCUCUUCCCUCUUAGAGAUGUAGUUUUGAUUCAUGCAUGGUUUAAAUCUAUUUUGCUUCUUAUGUUUUCGUUCACUAUAAAGUCUACUUGUUAGAAAGCUGAUGUGUAUGUUUCUUUGAAUGCACAGGAUUUUCUUAGCCUAGGUUGUCUCUCUGGUUUUUUUUAAAAGGUAGUAAAAAUUCUUACAUCAUAAA
Molecule: messenger RNA, 2473 nt
Organism: Eutrema salsugineum
Lineage: Eukaryota; Viridiplantae; Streptophyta; Magnoliopsida; Brassicales; Brassicaceae
Product: histone-lysine N-methyltransferase SETD1B
Exons: 2
Coding region: 102-2294 (730 amino acids)
Source: RefSeq, a predicted model, not a curated record